Cornus florida is the source of this 1815-nucleotide messenger RNA. RefSeq lists its product as uncharacterized. The transcript has 2 exons. The record is from RefSeq and is a predicted model, not a curated record. NCBI's taxonomy places the organism in Eukaryota, Viridiplantae, Streptophyta, Magnoliopsida, Cornales, Cornaceae. Gene Ontology annotation, molecular function: RNA-DNA hybrid ribonuclease activity; nucleic acid binding. The coding region runs from base 1 to 1815 and encodes 604 amino acids.
AUGCCCUUUGGUUUGAAGAAUGCCGGAGCCACUUAUCAACGAGCUAUGAAUGCAAUCUUCCAUGACAUGAUUGGGAAAUUUAUGGAAGUAUAUAUUGACGACGUGGUGGUGAAAUCAGCGAUAAAGGCGAAACAUCUGGCCGACUUGAGGAGAUCAUUUGAGAGAAUGAGAACCCAUGGUUUGAAGAUGAACCCACUUAAAUGCGCCUUUGGAGUGACAGCUGGGAAUUUUCUAGGGUUCUUGGUGCAUCGGAGGGGUAUCGAGGUCGACAAGAAUAAAGCUAGGCUCAAAUCAGAGAAAGACUUUCGAUGGAAAAAGCAUCACCAACAUGUGUUUGAAUCAAUCAAGGAAAAUCUUGCCAACCCUCCUGUCCUUAUGCCACCUAGGAAGAAACAGCCGCUGAAGUUAUAUAUUUCAGCUGUGGAUGAGUCAAUCGGAAGUUUGUUAGCCCAGGAUAACGAAGUAGGGAAAGAACAGGCGGUGUAUUACCUUAGUCGUAUUUUGACACCGGUUGAGCGUCGAUAUACGCCAAUCGAAAAAAUGUGUCUUGCUUUGUAUUUUGCUGCUCACAAAUUGAGAAUAUAUAUGCUACCUGUUUUAGUUUAUGUGAUUUGUGCCACUGACUUAAUUAAGUAUAUGCUUUCUCGUCCAAUAAUUUCUGGACGAAUAGGCAAGUGGUCCUUGGCCCUUAUGGAAUUCAGUUUCCAAUAUGUGCCUCAAAGGGCCGUGAAGGGCCAAGCACUUGGUGAUUUCCUAGCUGACCAUCCAUGCUUGGAUGUUGAUCCGGGAGUCUAUGAUGCAAUGGAGUUAUGUGCUAUUCAACUAACUCCUUGGACUCUAAUUUUUGACGGAUCCAGCGCAAAUGAUGUCGGGGGAGCUGGAGUUGUAAUAAUUGCACCAAAUGGCAGGAAAAUAACAUAUUCUUUCUUUCUAGAUUUCAAAUGUUCUAACAAUCAAGCAGAAUAUGAAGCUCUGAUUAUUGGUCUUGAAAUACUCUUAGAGAUGGGGGCACAGACUGUUGAAAUCAUAGGUGAUUCAAGUCUGGUGAUCGAUCAGUUGUCCAGCAAUUUCAGGUGCCAAAGUUGGCACCUCAAACCAUUCCACUCUAUAGCCAUGCAAUUACUACAAGAAUUUGCAGAGGUAAAGGUCAAGCAUGUUUAUAGAUUGCAUAAUAAAGAGGCCAAUGAUUUGGCUCAAAUAGCAUCUGGCGUUAGGGUGCCAGAAGGAAUAAUGGAGAAUUUGAUUAGAAUAAAGAGAAGAUCAUUACCCUCAGUUAAGGCGAGGGAAGAAUUAUUGGCGGAGGUCUUUACAAUCGAGGUGGAAGACGAUAUGGAAGAGAAUGAUUGGAGAACACCGAUCGUCGAUUUUCUAAAAAAUCCAGACCCUAAGGCUGACAAGAAGCUAAAAAUCAAAGCUCUUAAGUUUGUGAUGAUUGAUGGAGACCUAUUCAGGAAAAACAUUAAAGAUGACCUACUCUUAAGGUGUGUCAGUAAGAAAGAAGUCAUGAAAGUAAUGGGAGAGACCCAUGAAGGGAUAUGUGGUGCUCACCAAGCUGGAAUAAAGAUGAAGUGGCUGAUUAGAAGGUACACUUAUUACUGGCCCGGGAUGCUUAAAGAUUGUAUCACUUACGCCAAAGGAUGUCAAGCGUGUCAAAGGCAUGGGCCAAUCCAUAGAGCCUCGGCGAUUGAAUUACAACCAAUCAUAAAACCAUGGCCUUUUAGAGGCUGGGCUAUGGAUUUGAUAGGGAAAGUUUAUCCACCUUCUUCUAAACAACAUUGUUUUAUCAUUGUGGCAACUGACUACUUUACCAAGUAG